GGGAGUUGCAGCCGAGGUUUACAGUACAGCCUUUGAAGCAAGCAAGGAGAAAGAAAGGCAUGAGGUGAGACUGCUUUACACGCAAUAUACCACUGCCUUCGCAUAGAUGAAAGUAAAGCAGUUGAUCUGCAACAAGACUGAUUUCAUCAUUAAAUGAGACAGGAUUGCUUUAUGUCCAAGUGUACUCAUCACAUGACCUGAAAAUCUGCCUAGAUCCGUGUUUAACACAUGGCAAAGCCAGACGUGGAUUAAAGCCCUGACAGCUGAUCAAGGUCCAGUGGUCAAAGAAAAGUGGCAGAACAGAUUUACAAGAAUAUUCCCAUUAAAUCAAGGUGUCUGUGUGAGUGCAGUGCGAUAACUACGAUUUCAUAUGUAACAGCCACAUUUUGAGGACGAUGGAGACCCUGUCACAGAGCUCCAAGCUGGAGUGCCAAAUCUGUUUUAACUACUUUAGCCAGCGGCACCGUCCUAAACUAUUGCACUGCCAGCAUACAUGCUGCUCCGUGUGUUUGAGCCAAAUGAGACUUAGUCAGAAAGAGAUCCGCUGCCCGUGGUGCCGGUGUGUGACGCAGCUCCCCAGGGGCCUGUCUGUUUCCUAUCUUCCCGACGACCCGGAAGUGCUUUCCAUCAUCAGUCUGUCACACUCCUCUGAGCACACUCCCAUCUUCAUACAGCUUCCGAACAACAAUUGCUACCUGGUGCCAAUUCCUCUGGAUUCCGAUGGAGAGUUGAUCCCUGGAGAGCAGGUGUGCCGCUUCGGCCCUAAAAGUGCUGUGUUAAAUGUCUCUGAUGGGCGGAGCCUGGUAUUGGGGGAGGACCUGGAAGAGGAGGUGAUUGGGGAGGAAGCUGCGUUUAAGACAACGGCAUGGACAGGAGUUUGCACUGUGCUACUUGUAGCAUUCAUUUUAAUUUUUCUGCUGGGUAUUGUGUUGCACAACAUGUCAUGUGUCUCCAAACGGUUCACCAUUAUUUCCUGCGGAUGAGACCGAAUGGACCAGUGUUGCCCUUAUGUGGCUUGAGAUAUCUUGCUUGAGUACAGUAGUGAUUAUGGAGAUCAUAGCCUCUGUUAUAGGAUAUGAUGAUAACUGUAGACAUGGGAGAGUAAGGGAAUGAAAUAAAACAUUACAAACUGUCAAGGGAACAGUCUAUGCAGAUUUAAUGUCAUUGAAAGCUUAAAUUUUUUUCUUAAAGGGGUAGUUCACCCAAAAAUGAAAAUUCUGUCAUCAUUUACUCACUCUUGUGUUGUUACAAACAUGUAUAAAUGUCUUUGUUCUGAUAAAAAUGAAGGAAGAUAUUUAGAGGAAUGUUUGUAGCCAAACCGUUCAUAAGCCCCAUUCACUUGCAUCGUUUUUUUCCUAUGCUAUGUAUACUAUGAAAGUAAAUGGGGCUUAUGAACGGUUUGGUUACAAAUAUCUUCCUUCAUGUUCAUCAGAACAAAGAAAUUUAUACAGGUUUGUAACAACAUGAGAGUGAGUAAACAAUUACAGAUUUUUUAUGUUUGUGGGUACUAUCCCUUUAAGGUUUAACUGGGGGAAUUUGUUCAAAUAAUGUGCAGAAAUGUCAUUAAUGAAUCUAGCAGUGUUGACUAAAUGUUUUUGCAUGUCUUUUUAGAUAUCAGAAAGAGAAAUCUGAGAGAAAUCCUGUCUCUAAACCGUACUAAAUCAUGUAUUAUUGGAUAGUAUACAGUUGGGUUGUCUGGUUUGUGACUAAACAGUAAAAUCCAGAUAUGUUGGUGUGUAGAUUCACUGCCUUGAAUAAUGCUAUUUUCUGUGUGUAUCUAAAUGGGUCUGUUGUUUAAAGAAUUGUAAUGUACAGUAAGUUUUAUCUCAGCAGUGUCUUUCUGUAGCAACCUUGGGUUUUUUUACUUGUGGAUUUUGCCUUUGAUUAAACAAAUCUUGUUUCCUUU
Messenger RNA from Paramisgurnus dabryanus, 1906 nucleotides. It is a transcript of the gene rnf152, whose product is annotated as ring finger protein 152. The record is from RefSeq and is a predicted model, not a curated record. Lineage: Eukaryota; Metazoa; Chordata; Actinopteri; Cypriniformes; Cobitidae. Gene Ontology annotation, molecular function: ubiquitin protein ligase activity.